GAUAACCAACAGGUUUAAUUACAGGUAUUAAUAUUACAAAUCUAUAACAGUGUGCACAUUUUAUACACAUUGAAACAAACCCUCACCAAUUUGUGAAGCUACAAUGGAUUUCAGUUUUUUAAACUGCAUCACAUGAUAGAGGAUAACUUGAUCAAGGCACAAAUAGCACACAUCACUGGAGGCUGCGAGUGCGAUAAUUUCUGGACGUCGUUCGCUCGCUACUGAAUGGUCCGGAUCAGUUUUUUUUUAUUGCAAUAAUAAUUGAUGACACUCGGUGCACCGACCUCCUAAAGGUUGACUGUUGACUGGCCAGCUGGGAUUUUAGUACUGUGGCAGAUUGCGUCAUAAACCCCCCCACCCCCUCCAUCUUUACUGCUGACCAGCUAACCUCAAGACUGACCACAACACAGACAUGAGCAUGGCGCUGGCCUGGCAACAGUCAUCGCUGUUACCCCGUGCCAGUGUCACCUGUGACCCCACCCUCGCCACCCUUCCCUUUGUCCCCAACACCCCCCACUGAGCCCCAGUCCAUCCAUCCACCAUGCUGUCAGGCAGCUGGCGCCGUUCCCCAAUAGCCUCACCCACCAAGCCCUCAGCCUCCACCAGAGGGAGUAUUACCAGUGUGAGCAGUGUGUCCAGCAGGGGGAGCCGUGCCAGUGUGAGCAGCAGUGUUAGCAGUGUGAGUGUGCCUACUGUGUGUGGCGUCCCCAGUGGCACAGUGGUGUUGGAGGCUCAGUAUGACUACCAGUACCGCGGGGCAGAUGGACGACAGGUCUGCAUCCGAGAAGGGGAGCGGUUUAUUCUGCUCAGGAAGACGAACACUGACUGGUGGCAGGUUCGGAGGAUUGGGGCAGCCAGUAAAGCCAAACCCCUGUAUGUCCCGGCUACGUAUGUGGUGGAGGUGCCCAUCACUCCUCUGUCGUCAGUACGACAACAUGUCAACAACAAUAUGUCAAACCACGGCAACAUGAGACUCCUGACCCGGUCAUCUCUCUCUCCCUGCUCUAACUACCAGUACUCAGUGCCCAAAACCUUCUGUCGUUCCAUGGAGGACAUCAACUCUCACAGUGCCUUCAGAGGAGUCAACUGUCACAGCCCUACCCCAGGUCUGGGAGGAGGAGGGGGCCACUUCCCAACCAUGCCCCUCGCUAAGCUCCCCUCCAACACUGCUACCUAUUCCACCGGACAACUGAUGGUCCCUGGGUGCCCCCAGACCCCCAUGGGCCACUCGGCCCCCAUCCCCCGAAGUAAGAGCUCCAGCAACCUGCCGAACCCUUAUGAGGAGAUCGAGGUGAGGGAAAUGGGGCUCGAGAUGGGGCUCAGUGGAUGGAGCACGCCCAUCGGAGGUGCUGCCAAGUCCCUCAGCCAGUGGGAAAUGGCAGAGGCCGCCCGCAGACACAGCCAUCUGCAGGUAAAGAGGAGGAGCCAAGAAGAACCCCCCAGUCCGGCCCCCGGUCAGCGACCACUACAGGUGCUGGACCUAUGGGAGCAGUACUCGGACCCCAGCACAGGGCGAUGUUUCUAUGCAAACACCGUUACCAAGGAGAGGUCUUGGAAACCCCCCCGCAGAGCCCGCGAACGGACUCCCAGCUGGGCUAGUCCGAUGCAGCCACAGACAUUUCCACAGGACACCAACAACCUGUCAUUACCCAUGCCAGGCACAGGAAAUGGCAACAUGCACAGGCUAUCUCCAGACUUCCUCUUCACUGGCCAGAAGCCUGACAGUGGCUGGGAGCUGGAACAGAGUAUGCAGCGAGCAGUAUCCUCAGACACCAUCAGUACAACAGACUUCAGUACAGGAGACAAGGAGGCCCUACUGCGUCAUGAGACAGAGCAGCUCAGCCACUCACGAUCUAUGAUACUGCCUGAAAACGGCAAGCUGGGUCAGCAGUGCAGAGACUGCUCCUAUCCUGUGACCAGUGUAGUGGUGGAGCCUCCCUCUCCAGCCAGCUCUCCAGACAGCAACGACGGCUCCACACCAGAGCUGGAGAAGGCAGGGCUGCUGAAUAAGACCAAGAUAGCAGAGGGAGGCAGGAAGCUGAGGAAAAACUGGAAUCCAUCCUGGGUGGUUCUGGUUGGGAAUAGUCUGGUUUUCUUCAAGGAUCCCAAAUCUCAGACCCCCUCCAGCUGGAAACCAGGGAACAGUUGUCCAGAGAGCAGUGUAGACCUAAGAGGAGCUCAGCUACAGUGGGCCAACAAUCUGUCAAGCAAGAAGAACGUCUUCAAGCUGAGGACGGUGACAGGGAAUGAGUUCCUACUGCAGUCAGAGACAGAUUCACUGAUUAGAGAGUGGUUCAACACCAUCCAGAGUGUAAUCGACAGGCUGAACCGUGAGAAUCCUCUGGAGAAUGUCCUAAUGUACUCUCUGAGGAAGGCGGGCAGUGUGGAGAUGUUGGACCAGAGUGGAGACGAGGAGGACAGUCGAGGGGGGUGUAAAGCAUCACUCCCUCGCUCUGCAUCCAACCUGGAGAACACAGAGAGGAAGCGCGUUCGGAGCAGACUGAAGAAACUCAUCCUGAAGAGACCUCCACUACAGAUCCUACAGGAGAAAGGACUCAUCAAGGACCAGGUGUUUGGCUGUUGUCUGGAGAUGCUGUGUGAGAGAGAGAAGAACACGGUGCCUCGCUUCGUCAGGCUCUGCACUGAGGCCGUGGAGAGGAGAGGUCUGGAGACGGACGGUAUCUACAGAGUGAGUGGUAACCUGGCUGUAAUACAGAAACUACGCUUCCUAGUUAACCAUGAGAAGCUGAACCUGGACCAGAGUGAAUGGGAGGAUAUCCAUGUCAUAACAGGUGCCCUAAAGCUUUUCUUCAGGGAGCUUCCUGAACCCCUGGUCCCUUAUGGCUUCUUCACAGACAUCGUAGAAACCAUCAAGAUGUCAGACUACUUGGACAAAGUGGACCGUCUGAAGUGGCUGGUUCUGAGCAUGCCUCCUCCCAACCACGACACCAUGAGGUUCAUGUUCAGCCAUCUCAAACGAGUGAUGGAGCACGCUAAAUCCAACCGGAUGUCGACCCAGAACAUCGGCAUAGUGUUUGGUCCCACCCUGAUGCGUCCGGAGCUGGACAACGCUAACAUGGCCAUCAACAUGGUGUAUCAGAACCAGGCUGUGGAGCUCAUACUCAAUGAGUUCGACCGCAUCUUCGAACCCAACAACUCAACAUCCCUCUGACACCCAGCCAGCCCAGAACACCGAACCCACCCAGCCCCAAGGAACCAUUCGAGAGCUAAACCAAUCUCCUAGCCCAUCCAGCCCCCAUCCCAACCAGUCUGAGCCCCGGGCCCAUCCAGCCCUAAGUCCAACCAGUCUGAACCCAACUCAGUGACCUGAACCAUCUUGGGGCCCAACCCCUAUGGUACCCUGUAACACCUUGCAUUGAACCCACCCAAACUCAGCCUGAACCAAACACCAAAACCAAUAAAACCAACAGAACCAGUACACUGUGAAACUGCACCAGCAUCUCCUCAUGAUGUCUCCUUAGCCCCUGUAGUAGCAACACCAGCCUAGUUUACCUCACCUCACGGAAAGGAGAAAAGCAUGGGUAGAGAUGGGAACAGGAGGAAAAGCCAGUAUGGAUGAUAUGUCUCCACAGCUCCUUUCAGUAGUGUAGUAGGACUGACUCUUCCAAACACAAGCAACAGCAGCAAGACUGUUGACUCUAUGUGCCACUAUCUAUAAACGGUCUACAACAAAGUUAAUGCAACGUUUUCAAAUUCUAUCCUUGUUGUACUAGACUUGUGUCGAACUUGUGUCGUGGCUGGAAAAUGCAUCCAGACUUCAAACUUCAAAGGACUUCGAUUUUGUUAUAAUGGCAAAGCAAUAUAACUGAAAUACUUACGUUAUGUACUUACCUUUACUGAAUAGUCUGUGUAGACCUUUGAAUCCCCCUGGUGUUAUAUAUAUACUAUUUGAUUUGUAUGUUUCAAUUUUCAUUCAAACGUACUGAUUUAUUUUGUGAAAGUUUGUACAUAAGUGUAAUAUUCUGCCAUCAACUUUCACUUUGGAAUGUCCCUACCAGAUGAACCUGAGGUAAAGCAAGAACUGUUGCUGUUAAAACUGUUAGAACUGUUAAAGUAAGAACUGUUGUGAAGUAGACAGUUAAGCAACGUAAAACAUAGCUUUAUUGUAGUAGUUCCUUCAAUAAAGAAUGUGGAGUAAAUGA
Messenger RNA from Oncorhynchus kisutch (coho salmon), 4163 nucleotides. Its product is annotated as rho GTPase-activating protein 15. Gene Ontology annotation, cellular component: cytoplasm. The transcript is spliced from 23 exons. The coding region runs from base 542 to 3172 and encodes 876 amino acids. Gene Ontology annotation, biological process: regulation of GTPase activity; signal transduction. Gene Ontology annotation, molecular function: protein binding; phospholipid binding. NCBI's taxonomy places the organism in Eukaryota, Metazoa, Chordata, Actinopteri, Salmoniformes, Salmonidae. The record is from RefSeq and is a predicted model, not a curated record.